UGGCCCUGCGGCAGCCUCAGCCUGGAAGGGAGAGCACAGGGAGGGGGCUGGCAGGGCAGGCGGGAGGGAGGCACGGAGGUGGGGCGGCGGGAGCGAGGGGGAGGGCGCCUGAGCUCUGCGGUUCCCUGCCUGGUCUCUGCCGGCUGGCGGUGGCUCCGGGUUCCCCUGCGCCGGUGCUCGCGGUCUCGGGCAUCUCCGCCCGCCCUCGCUCCCGAGCGCGGAGGCGAGCCGCAGCCCAGCGCGGCGGUGGGCGUGUGCGCGCUGAAGGACGCCUCCUCUCGCUCCCGUGUUGCAGGCGGCGGCCGGCGGCUCGAGCUCCGGCAGCGGCGGCGUCUUCCGGAGUCCCGCGGCGAAGAUGCUCAAAGUCACGGUGCCCUCCUGUCCCUCCUCGCCCUGCUCCUCGGUCACCGCCAGUACUGAGAACCUCGUCCCGGAUUACUGGAUCGACGGCUCUAACCGAGAUCCUCUGGGCGAUUUCUUCGAGGUGGAGUCAGAGCUGGGACGGGGUGCUACAUCCAUUGUGUACAGAUGCAAACAGAAGGGGACCCAGAAGCCCUAUGCUCUCAAAGUGUUAAAGAAAACAGUGGACAAGAAGAUUGUGAGAACAGAAAUAGGAGUUCUCCUGCGUCUCUCACACCCGAACAUCAUAAAACUCAAGGAAAUAUUCGAAACCCCCACAGAAAUCAGCCUGGUCCUUGAGCUGGUCACAGGAGGAGAACUGUUUGACAGGAUUGUGGAGAAGGGAUACUACAGUGAGCGCGAUGCGGCUGACGCGGUGAAGCAGAUCCUGGAGGCCGUUGCUUACCUGCAUGAAAAUGGGAUUGUCCAUCGUGACCUCAAACCAGAGAAUCUUCUUUAUGCAACUCCAGCCCCUGAUGCACCCCUCAAAAUUGCUGAUUUUGGACUUUCAAAAAUUGUGGAACAUCAAGUGCUCAUGAAGACAGUGUGUGGAACCCCGGGGUACUGCGCACCUGAGAUUCUCCGAGGCUGUGCCUACGGACCUGAGGUGGACAUGUGGUCUGUAGGAAUAAUCACCUACAUCCUACUUUGUGGAUUUGAACCAUUCUAUGACGAGCGAGGUGAUCAGUUCAUGUUCAGGAGAAUUCUGAAUUGUGAAUAUUACUUUAUCUCCCCCUGGUGGGAUGAAGUGUCUUUAAAUGCCAAGGACUUGGUCAAAAAGCUCAUUGUUUUGGAUCCCAAGAAACGGCUGACUACAUUUCAAGCCCUCCAACACCCAUGGGUCACAGGUAAAGCGGCCAACUUUGUUCACAUGGACACUGCUCAGAAGAAACUUCAAGAAUUCAAUGCUCGGCGCAAGCUUAAGGCAGCGGUGAAGGCUGUGGUGGCCUCUUCUCGGCUGGGAAGUGCCAGCAGUAGCCACACCAGCAUCCAAGAGAACCACAAGGCCAGCUCGGAUCCACCUUCAACCCAAGAUGCCAAGGACAGCACAGAUCUUCUGGGAAAGAAAAUGCAAGAGGAGGACCAAGAGGAGGACCAAGUGGAGGCCGAGGCUUCAGCCGAUGAGAUGAGGAAGCUGCAGUCCGAGGAGGUGGAGAAAGAUGCAGGUGUAAAAGAGGAGGAGACCUCCAGUAUGGUGCCUCAGGAUCCAGAGGAUGAGCUGGAAACAGAUGACCCAGAGAUGAAGAGGGAUUCAGAGGAGAAGCUGAAGAGUGUGGAGGAAGAAAUGGACCCCAUGACUGAGGAGGAAGCCCCUGACGCGGGACUUGGGGUUCCACAGCAGGAUGCGAUUCAGCCAGAGUACUAAGCUGGCUUCCUUUAGGUCAGGGCCAACCCCAGCAUUUUAUGCACUCUGUCCCUCAGCAAGGCGGGGAAGCAUGAUAUGCACUAUAGUGAUUCUGUUUUGAGGUGCAAAAAAAAAACCCAUAUAUACCAGUUGGUAACCCUAAUGUCAGUGCAUGUGUUUGCUUUAUGAAAUAAUGACAUUUUCUAUGGCAUGUAAUGGAUACCUAAUACUGAUGAGUUAAAUUUGAAAUUUCUAGCAAACAACGCAACACUUAAACAUUCUCAGCCUUUGGUGGCACAUAUUGAAGUGAAAUGGCAAACAGACUUUGAAAGCUUAGGCAUCCUACACCCACUAGAAGUCUUCAAAGAGGGCAAUUCCUUUGAACUCAGCUAAAACCAGCUGGAGGUAGAGGACACACUCCCAUGACUUUUCAAAUACUUGCAGUGGGAAGGGCCGAGUAGGCCGUUUUAAAAGUAGGCUGAAGAUGGUUAUAAAAGAUAACCUGUAGAACGUGCAAAAACAUCCAUGUACAGUGUUGAGAAGUUGAGUCAUUCUUACAAGGCUCUGAGUCCACAGUCCUCUUAAGUGUAUGCAGAGAAUGUCUUAUUUUUCUUUAGUAUACUCUAUAAGAAUACCCAAAAUGUUCAGUAUAAAAUUCUGCCAGUUUACAAUUCUUGGGAAAUUAAUUUUUAAACUGUGCCGCUACUUUUCCUCUACCUGCCUUUCAAAUAAAAUACCCCGCAGAGUAUACAGCCUAGGAAAGAGGAAAUUUAACUAAAAUGAGAUAGAAUUAGGCUUUGGAUGUACCAAGAUUAACUCCUUUUCAUUUCUCACAAAAAUUUGCAUUUGUGAGCUUAUAUGAUAUUUUGCAUAUCAGAACAUUUUUAUGGAUACACUCUGCAAGUAGCAAGUUUCAAGUUUUGGAAAAGCCCAUUGUACAAGUCGAGGCCAAAAUGUCUGAAUCUUAUAACAAUACAUUCAAUGGUUAGAUUACUUAGUACUGAGGUUGUUAGAGUAAGGAAAUGUUAGCACAGGAUAUUCCCCUCCACCUAUGUAUACAUACUGUUCAUUAAAAUUCACUAUGAGAGCUAGGAGCUUUUCCAAUGGAGGGGUUUACACAUUUUAUAAUGUUGAAAUAUGUUGAAUAUAUGCCAAGAAAUUUAGCAUAGUGUGAACUUUUUUUUUUUUUGCCUUAAAAAUAAGCAAAACCAAAAAUAAAAUAAAAACACAUCUUGAACUAGACCUCGGAGAGGGCACAGCAUUAGAUCUUAGUUAGCAUGAUUUUCUUCUUAGAAUAAUUGGGGGGGGGGGUAUACGAAAUCCAAUACCUCAAAUUUUGUGUUUGAGUGAAAAUGAGCACUUUAUCAAAAUAGCUGUUUAAUAUUUUGUGUGGAUUUUCUUGACUUAAAAAAAAGUAUUACUUUUAAAGUCCAAAAUGGGGGCAGGAAAAAUGAAUAGCACAGAAUUUUUUUUUCAUUAAACUAAUAAUUUGUUCUGACGCGUUCAGUCACACUGGGAACUGACGUUCUAUCAGAGGUUUCUCCAGGCUGUUAGAGUGUCAGCACUUCAGCAGGUCAAGCACAAACCUCUGACAGCUUUUGGGGAAGGAGACAGUGUGGUGCUUUGAGCAUUUUGUGAAUGGGUCCUUGACAGGCAGCUGACUAGGAGGGCAUCAUCUGACGAGGGUGAUUCUUUUCCUGUUGACUUCCAUUCACAGUGUUUAUGCUCCUCCUCCUGUUUGAAUUCUUCCCUCUUGGAAGACCUCAUUCUGAGGGUCAUAAAGGGCUCCCUAGUUUUAACUUUUAAGAGUGCUUUGUUACGAUUUCCAUUUAGGAAGAGCAAUUCCCUGGUGUAAUUUUCCUCAUCAAACUUACCAUAUGUAUGGUGAGUUUCCCAUAUUUGGAAAGAGUAGAGAAGACUAGGGGGUCUUGUUAGAAGAUGGCAUCUAAAUAUCAGAACAUAUCAUUGCUCAAACCCAGCCCAGGCCUUUCUUCAUCCCAGCAUAUGCUGAAUGCCUCGAAUGACCCUGUAGGCUAUAGGAAGAGCAUUAUAAAUGCCAAGGCCUCUCGGAUCUCAGAAUCAGUUGCUUAAAUGAUUGUAUCUCAUCCCUUCUUGGUGGAACUCAAGAGUUCUAGCACAAUUCCCUCCCUCUCUUUCAUAACCUACACAUUUCACUAGCUAAACAUCAUGAGUAGGUUUCAUUUGUAACUGGUACACUAAAGAUUAAGUCCUACUAAUACUUACAACCUUUCGCUCAAAUCAUUCAGAGAUUCCAUCUAAGAAUAAUUAUUUUACCCACUUAAAAGAACAAUCAACAUUUAUAUUGCUUGUUAAAAUUAUAUUAUCUAUUUCAAAGAUUAUGUAAACUGAAGGAAGACAGUCUUAAUUUGAAAGAAUACGUUCUAAUAUUACUCUUAAUUGUUAAUUGUCUUUGUUAGGGUUUUACUCCUCUGAAGAGACACCAUGACCAAAGCAACUCUUGUCAUGGAAAACACUUAAUUGGGGGCUGGCUUACAGUUUUAGAGGUUCAAUCCAUUAUCAUCAUGGCAGGAAGCAGGGCAGCAUCCAGGCCAAUAUAGUGCUGGAGAAGAGACAGAGUUCUACAUCUUAAUUCAAAGGUAGCAGCAGGAGACUCUGGAUCACACUGACCAGAUUUAAGCAUAUAUAUAAGCGGGACAUCAAAGCCCUGCCUCCACACUGACUACCUUCCCCUAACAAGGCCACACCUCCUCCAGUAAGGCCACACCCCCUAAAUAAUGCCACUUCCCAUGGGACAAGCACAUUCAAACCACCACAGUAAUACAGUCACAAAGCAAAACAAAAUUUUAAAUUUCAGCAAAUAGCAAAUAUGCAUUCCAAGGUGGUGGGAGGCAGAGGCAGACGGAUCUCUGAGUCCCAAGGACAGCCUGCCUGGUCUACAGAGUAAGUUCCAAGACAUCCAGGGCUGCAAAGAGAAACCCUGUAUCAACAAAAAGCCAAAGCCAAAGAGCAACAGAAAAGUUACAUUCAUUAUUGGUUUUUAUUUCAAGAUCAGACAUAUAGCUUAACGGGGUUCUUUCACCACAGAGGACAGUCUGCAAAUUUUUUUCUCCUAUUUAGAAAGUCCACCUGUGCUUACAGUGGUUUCUCAAACUGUUAGCCCUCUUGCCACAACAGCACAUAAAUGAGAGAUUAGAAUAGAAUGGUUACAAAGUUAUCUUCUGAAAUAAGUGUUUAUAUUAAAAAGUAUAAUAAGGUACACAUGUAAAAACAAUUCUCAGACAAGGUUUUAUUAUGAAUUGCAGGCUGGCCUUGAAUUCACUUUGUAAUCUAGGCUGACCUCAGACUCACACAGUGAUCUUCCUGCCUCAUCUUUCCCUGGAUCUGGGGUUAUAAGCAUAUGCCACCACUCCCAUAACCAUGCAUGUAUCUUUAGAUUUUCUAUUAGCUACAUUCUAAAAAGAAAAUAUGGAAUUAAUACUAUAUUUUAAUCCAGUAUACACAUAUUAUUACAUCAAAAUUAAAAUUAAUAAGAUAAUUUGAAUCUAUUUUAUACUGUUUCUAAAUUAACAGUUUAAGCAUGUUUACAUCGGGCGGUCAUGAGCCACAUUAAGCCAGUGGUUCCUAUGGUAGACAUGCUAGUCUAGCCUAGAGCACUUUUCUUCGGAGCAGAGUAAGACUUGAGUUUCUAUGGUCAGAUCUGAGCUGACUUAGUUUUCCACAUUGGUGAGUUGGUGAGCAGCUAAGAUGCAAAUGUUAUAGGUGUAGAUGCAUAAAUCCUGGCUACCCCUGGACAUGCAUUUUCUUAAAUAAAAAAAAGUGAUCUGUGUUAUCACAUCAAAGUAACACUUCCUUACACAUUGUCAAAGUGUAUGUACUGGUCAGAGUCCAGCUUAUCCCCAUUUGGCUCUGGAAACCUGACUGUACCCCAGUUUCCUGAGUACUGCCAAAGAGCCAACAGAAUUCCCACUUAGCAGAAAUUAUUGUGGGCCCACCGCGUGUCACCACUGAGCAGCCUAUAUACAGAGUCCAUUCUCUAGACACUGAACUCAGCUGGACAUCAUCCUCAUGUAUGCAGGCAAUCUUUCCAGAAGCCUCCUGGAAAAUACAGUUGCAUGGUGGAUAUGUUAGUUGAAGGUGGUGAUAUGGCAGAUACCCACAAAAUGGAAAUGCCAUCAUGUCUGGCAUUUGUGAAGCCUCAUAGAAGGAACUGGUCAACACUGACACUGACAGAUUUUUUAAAAAAGACUUUUGGAAAUUUUUACAUACUGAUUUUAGAAUAAUAUCCUAAUCGUUUUAUUGGCAAAUUUAUAGAGAAAGAGCAGCUUGCCUUUUAAAGGGACCUUGAUUGCAUGCCAUUUGAUAUUUUGUAAUGUAGAAUGUUCAGCAUUUUUUUAAUUGGCUAUUUCCAGUAUAACACAAGGUUGCUAAUUGUGAGCUGCCUGCAGGUUGAAGCUUGAAAGAGCCAUUGUAUUUCAUGGUUCAGUUUUUAUUACACAGAAACAGCUGGUUGCAUUUCAAAUUGGAAAAAGAAAAACAAUGCCAGAAAAGACAACACACUUCUACUUUGGAAUUGUUCUUAUGAAGCCAAAUUAAAAAUAAUUUUAAAAGAGGUCAUCAGCGUGAAUUAGCACAGAACAGUCAAUUUCGGGAUUAUGAUGCCACUGUGUGAUUGCGAAGCACUCGUCUGGCUGUCGAGGUUUAUUUGAGAGAGCACAAAGUUUCCAGACAUUACUUAUGCAAUGAGAUUUGUAAUAGCUUUGUAAUUACUGUCCAUUAGGUCACACCCCAAUUUCCUUAAUGUUUUCCACUGAUACAUUACCAAUCAGCAUCAUGGCUGACAUCUGAACAAAUUCCAGUUGAACACUGCGGAAGGUUAGAUCAGUGUCUGCAGUGUUUGUUUUAAUAUGCAAAUAGAGUCCUAUGUUGGUGUUUAUAGCCACACGGAUGAAAACGUACAAAAUUUUCUACCUAAAAAUUUUAAGACACUUAACUUUCUUAUAAAAAGGUGGCUCUCUAGUUUCUUGAAAGUGAAGGUAGGAUAGAAGAGGGAGAAGAGAGGAGGGAGGAGGGUAAAAGAGAGAGAGGGAAGGGGUAGGGAUACAUAGAUUAGUAACACACUCAGUGCUGCACUGAUCAGGAGGUUCACAUUUCUUGUUUGCAUUCAAAGAUAAGCUUCUGUCAUUUCUCUUUGGGAAUAUCACCUGAGGUCAAAUAACAUAGACUCAGUCCAAUCGUUUUUCACUUACCUUGGAAGGCAGUAGCAAACAAUUUAUGAUUGGCUAAAAUCAAUUUUCAUAAAUGAUCUGCGACAGAUUCAGAAAGGCUUGACACUAUCUGUUCCCAGGCAUCUGGUCCAGAAGUCCAGGUCAAAACCUUGUCAUAAAACCAGACUGCCUGGCAUUAUUGCAGGAAUCAGCUUUAAAGAUCCCCAGCAUCUGACCUAGUUAGACUCAAGUACAGACCCUCCAUGCUCUGAAGGACUGUCUCUUUAAAUCCUUCACUGUUCUUGACCAAAUGACAAGAAAAGGGAAUUCUGUCAAUCACGUUUCUUUGUGUGUCCCAGUCGGGGUAUUGUUUUAUCCAUCCAGACAUCAGCCUCACUUUGGAAAUGUGAAGUCCUUUAAUUUCUGGUAGGAGCAUUCUACACUAACUAGAGGAACAGGUUUUAGGCCUCAGGUUGACACACUGAUGAGGAAUUCUAAGACUGCAAAAUCACACUGCUCAUAAUUAUCUUCCUUGUUUUGUGAAGAUUGACUUGAAAGACCCAUAGAUAUAGAUACUUACGUCCAAUUUAAUAAUUACUUUGAUUCAUUGUAUUGAAAAUGACGAAUAUUUAAUCUUCAGUCAAAUUAAAUAAUCUUAUUUUCCACCUAAAAGGUUACUUCAAGAUAAUACUCGCUGGGCAGUGGUGGCGCACGCCUUUACUUCCAGCACUUGGGAGGCAGAGGCAGGUGGAUUUCUGAGUUUGAGGCCAGCCUGGUCUAUAGAGUGAGUUCCAGGACAGCCAGGGUUCCAGGGUUCCACAGAGAAACCCUGUCUCAGAAAAAAAAAAAAAAAAAAAAAAAAAAAGAUAAUACUCAAAGAGGCUUCACCUCUUUGAAACUGCUUAUUGAAGCUAUCUCCAAAUCCUGAUAGUUAUGGAUGAUAAAAAUCUUCUAGAUGUGCGCUUCCUUUGUCCUGUCUUUGAAACAUGGAUAACAAUAUAUUUUGUAUAUGACACAAAUAUGACCAUAAUUUGAAAAUUAUCAUUGCAUAAUGCCUACUUUUAACCUGACCUGUUUGGUAUGUCUGCUUAACUAACUGUAUAUUAUGUAACUAAUAGGCAAUUGUUCUGAUUACUAAAUAGCAUAUUCAUGAUUGAUAUCUCUCCUGGCCAUGGCAUUCUUGGUCUCAGUAAUAUUUUAUGACCAUCUAUAAACCCAAAGAGAUUUUCUAAAUUUUAAGUUCUUUGGUUGAAAUGGCACAGAACUUUUGUCAUUCUAUGUCCAACACAUAUUGCUUUUCCCCUUAAAGUCUAUAAACAUCUCAUGAGUUUGGUGGCUGGGAACAGUGACUUGAGUACAGAUAAAUCUAAUGAAUGAAAGUUACAAACAAAUGGGCUAUUAGGGUGAUGUUUUAAGUUAAUAAUCAUACCAUUUGUAUUCCAAUAAUUUUUAUAUCUUGUCAUUGAGAUAGAUAUAUUCUCUAGUUUCUUUGAUGUGAUAAACACCAGGACCAAAAACAAGGUAGAAGAGGAAAAGUUCUAUUUUAUCUUAGAUGCUCCAGUCUACCAUGAGGGAAAGCUACAUCAGGACCUUAUGGUAGGCACCUGGAGGCAGAAUGUAGCACAGAAAGCAUGAGGAACACUGUUUCCUGGCUUGCUCAGCUCUUACACAGCCCAGGGCCCCUGCCUAUGGAUGGUACUGCCCACAGUGGGCCAGGCCCUCACAUCAGUUAGUUAUCAAGGAAAUGCCAAACAGCAAAGCUCAAACGUCAGUCUGAUCAAGGCAGUCUCUAAUCCAGACUCCCUCAUACCAUUUGGGGACAUGUCCAGCUGACAGCUGAAGCUAACUAGAGCAUAUAAAAGUACAUACAUGUAAAAACUUUUCCCAUAGGGUUCUCCAAAGAACUAAAUUUAAAUCCCCACAAAACAGUUUUCAGAACUUAGGCAAACUAUAGUUUAAAGAGCAAAUUUUAAUUAAGGACUUAGAUUGUAAUUAAUUCAAACAAAUUUUAUUAUAAUGGUCAGAUUCAUUUUAUGGGUUUUUUUUUUUGUCUAUUUGCAAAUUACUAGAAUAGCAUGAUUCCGUCUUUUUCUGAUUUUUCAGCAGAAGACCAUACAAUCUACAUUACCUAAAAUGUCUAUCUGGCCCUUUAUAGGAAAAACAAAACUCAGUUUUUCUCUACCCGUCAUGCUCUGCGAUGACCUUAGGAAUCCCUUUUCCACACUGUAGCUUCUUUUUGCCUUAGUUAGAUUCUCUCAUUUGCUUCUUAGAAGUUAGGUGAUCUUUGUUUCAUGUUGCAAAUGGUCUCACAACUGCGUAGGAGGCAAAAAUUAAAAUUUCCAUGUAGAACAGAAAAUGUAAAGUCACAUUAGUUAUUUCUUAAGAAGGAAAUUGUGUGACUUGAGUUAAAAGUGCGUGUUCAGAUUCUUCAUUGUUGAACAGGUUUUAGAAACUUUAAAGACACGUGGAUUAAACAGAAAACCAUAACCAACACUGCCUCGUGUCAUCGUCAUGCCCUAUUGCUUAACAAGCUUCAGAUGAGCACUCAUUGGCUCCAAACCUCAAAUGCAAUGAAAUGAUUUCUAGCAAUUCGAUUUUCACAAACAUUUAGGAAGUGGUGUGUUGUUCUAUGAAAAUGACUUGCUUGCCAGCAGUUCAGGGAAUACAGCCACCUUCAUUUUUAAAGUUAUUUUCCUUUACCCACAUGUGUUUCUCUGAGUGUUGUACUUCUCAUGUGAAAGGAGCCGUUAGUACAUAGUUUUCUAGCAAAUUUAGAAACCCUCUAGUCUAUUUCUCCCCUGACAAAUUACCAUUCCAAAAUAUCUGCCUUAAGGGAACCAAGUAGCCCAGUUAUCAAGGGAACUUUAGACAUUUGUGACUUUCCUUUCAGUUUGACUGUCAACUUUGUAACCACAAAGGUCACAAAAGAUAUACUGAGUAGGAGACCUUUAUUCGACCUACCACUGGGAAUAGUUACAAUAACCGGCAUAUUCUUUUCUUUAAACAGUUGCAGCAAUCAGUAAGAUGUUAUAGCCACUGGGAUGUUACAGAAUAUGGGAACAGCAGGGCAGUGGUGGCACAUGCCUUUAAUCCCAGCACUUGGGAGGCAGAGGCAGGCAGAUUUCUGAGUUCAAGGCCAGCCUGGUCUACAGAGUGAGUUCCAGGACAGCCAGGGCUACACAGAGAAACCCUGUCUCACCGCCCCCCAACCACCCCCCCCAAAAAAAACAAACAACAACAAAAACCAAAAAACAGAAUAUGGGAACAAAUGACAGAGUCAUUCUCUGAGCCCCGGUGGUUAACAAGGGUAGGAGGCAGACUGCUGGAACAAGAGAGGGAAAGGUCACUUAAUAUUAGGAUUCCACAUUCUUAUCUGCCAGUCUUCUAGGGUGGCUCAGAGUUUGAGGGCAGUUAUUGAUAUACUUCAAACCUUAAAAUGAGUUGGUGAAAAUUAAUAUCUAAUUUUCCUUUCAGAAAUUAUAUAGUAUAGCUUAGAGGAUAUCUGGCCUACAUGGAAAGCCACGGUUAAGGGCAUGACUCACUACCAGCAAAACCCUUCCCAGAAAUAGACCAUUCCAGGAACUCUACUUCCCAUAGUAAAUGUUCACUGAUGAGCCCUUACUUGCAAUACAGGAGUCAGAAAUGAAUUAAGCACAGUGCUGCCCUUCAGGGGGAGCCUUUUUAGUUGGGAAGAAAAGGCAGGUAACCACACAUAGCCUGUGCUGAGUACCUACAGAUGGUAAGCUCUCCGGGGUGGGAAAAGGGAAAAUGGUCUCACACCAAAAAUGUGCAAGGCAAGCUUCAUGGGAACACAGCUAAUAUUGAAGGAUGUACCAGUCCCUAAGGUGGAGAAAAGGGACAUGUUUGAUUAAGGAAUGGCCAGACCAGGGUGGAGAUGCACACUUCAAGGAGGAGAUUAACGUGGGAUGAGGAAGGCUGAGAUACCCAGUGAAGUGCUAUCCAGUGUGGAGCAGUCUCAGAUCUCAUCUGAGUUCCUUGCUUUCUUACUCUGGACAGAUGCCGGUGAAGCUCUUCUGCAGAGCACCUACCCCUACGACUUGGCUAGCCUCCUGGUACAUAGCUAACAGGAUAAAAAUCACCCAAGAUAUCGAAGACAUGUUUGCAACUCCACAGCUAAUCUUCAAACCUCAAGCUGGUCCUGCCAGGUUUUUAAUUCUUCAGUCUUCUCUCCAGUGUAUAUAAUCUAUACAUUUAUAACUAUAAAUUAUAUAAAAUCUAAGGAAUUUAUUAUAUCUCUUAUUGGAGGCACUAUUUUUCCAUUCAUCUUCAAGACACCUUUUUAAAAUUACCCAUUAGAAUUAGAUUACCCUGUGACUACUCUGGCUUGUACAUCUUCACUUAUUUCUCGUGAUAUUUGUGGAUAGUAGAUGGCUACAUUCCUCCAGGAUAAAUAAAAUGAGGAGAGGUAGAGACAAAGACUGUAUCUCAGUUGAAGGGGAAAGAUGCUAAGAAAUAAAGAUGCUGUGGGGACACAGACCAGGUUAGUGGACACUAAGAAAGGAACACUUGCUAGGAGGGGGUUUCUGGCUAAGAUGGCAUUAUCUGAGACACUCUUGUUGAUAGUUUGUCAGAUAUGAAAAAUACACUGAUGGCUGUUGAAAGCCUUUUGGAUUAAUGGGACAUAAGUAGCUUCAACAACAACAUGGAAGAAUACAGAAUACCACCAUAUGAAAGAAACACAGAUUUCCAAUAGUCUGGAUCACAACUCAUUGACCCAAAGCAAGAGCUCAUAUGACUUGGAGGAGAAAGUCUAAGUACCUUAGUUUACACAGCUAAGACUAUGGUUGGCUUUUUCACUUUCUAACACAAAGUCCUAAGAGGGAGCUGUAAACAUUUCAUUUUCUAAAUGUGUCAAAAUGGUGCUAUUGAUUCCUUAAUACAAAGAUAGAAUUAUAAUAUUUUUAGGUGUGUUAAGCCCAGCUUGGCUAUAAAUGUAAAUACAUAAAAUGUUUGCAAAGCCUUCAACAAAAACAUGUCCAUUUGCUAACAGUUGAGGUACUGUGUUCUUCAGUGUGGGUGACUGACCUGAGUUUGCAUUUUCUGUUAAAGGAACAGGACAGCCACUGGCUCUCUCUCAACUGCCAAAAAUCUCCGACAUUUGCAGCUCACUAAGUUCUCCUUGGAUGCAGGUUGGACAAUCCAAGUCAAGGAUUAAGUAUGCUCAUUUGGUGAUAGUGGGGGUGUUGGCCAAGAACUUGGGGGAUGUGUGCUGUGAGCAAAACCAGUGCUGCCAGACUAAACUUUAGUGAGGUCCAGUGUAACUGAGUUCACCCAGACUGUCAGAACAUGCCAAAGGAAGCUACCCAGUACCUUGCAACUGGUCAACCUGUGAAAGAAUCUGCAUGUACAAUGUGACAAUAAAUCAUCUAAGAGCCCACCA
Messenger RNA from Mus musculus (house mouse), 12331 nucleotides. It is a transcript of the gene Camk4, whose product is annotated as calcium/calmodulin-dependent protein kinase IV. The transcript has 11 exons. Gene Ontology annotation, molecular function: calcium/calmodulin-dependent protein kinase activity; protein serine kinase activity; ATP binding. NCBI's taxonomy places the organism in Eukaryota, Metazoa, Chordata, Mammalia, Rodentia, Muridae. The record is from RefSeq and is marked validated. Gene Ontology annotation, cellular component: nucleus; cytoplasm. The coding region runs from base 356 to 1765 and encodes 469 amino acids.